This is a messenger RNA of Symbiodinium sp. CCMP2592, 2361 nucleotides long. The record is from the annotation of a GenBank genome assembly. NCBI's taxonomy places the organism in Eukaryota, Dinophyceae, Suessiales, Symbiodiniaceae.
AUGGCCAUCGCGACGGCAUGCAAGCAGCAGGCCUUCAGAGAAGCACUUCUGAAGAAGAUCGUGGGCGAGGAUGAAUUGAGUGGGGAAGAUCUGUUGAAGCACGAGAAGUUUUUAAAAGCUAAGGAGGAGGCUUUGUCGCAGCUCUCAACCAAGCAAAGUGCUCCUGCCAAGGAUGGUGGCAUCAGCUUGAGAACAACACAACAAAGUCGCUUAGGCGGUGCUGCCUUCGACGAGGAAACUGUCCGAAAGUUGGAAGCGAUAGCAGGCAGAGCUGCGCAGGACGCGGCACGCCGCGAAUUAGAAAAAGCCAAAGAGGCGAGCCGGGCGGUAGCUGAAGCCCAAGCAGAGGCACAGAGCUCCUUGCAGGCGGCCGUCGCACACUUGUCAAGCGAACCCAAGGCAGCAAGUCUGAUGCCCACCUGGAUCUCUGACGAUGAGUACAGGGAUCUGGGAUACCCGCAGAUGGAUCCAAAGUUUAGAGACCGGGAGUGGCACAGGAAGCAGCUUCAGCUGGACAGUACUGAUCCCCGCCACAAUCCGAACCUCAAUCGCGACCAGAGCGACCCGGAGUUCUGGUAUCAUGCAGCCCGGCGACCAUUCAACAAGGCCCUCCUCCGCACGGAGCAACAUUGGAAUGCCCGUAGGGAGGUGUGGCUGAAGCAGUUUGAGCAGGUCAAGGACAUGAACCAGCGGCGAGAACUUCUUUCUGACUUGCUCGAGGAUAGCCCCGCAGAUGUCAAGCGUUUGGUCACCCCGAUUCUGCACUACAGCAUCACAAUGAAUGUCCUCAUUGGUUUCUUUGAAAAGGCCGAGAAAACAAGAAGAACUUUCGAGGAAGUGCUCUUAGAUGAGGAGAACUUGAACGUGCUCCGGGGAAUUCGAGACAGGGUAGAUGCCAAGGGUGAUCAGGCCGGGCGGAUCGGAUCGUUGGGAAGAAGGAAUGUGCCUUGUGUGCUGGAGUGUCACAGUGAGGCAGCUGACGAGAUGCUUCAGGAGUACGAUGCUCGAUCCAGGCCGGUGACCUUGUUCGCACGUUCGUUCCCCCUCAAGUCGAAUCACUGCCGCUUGCACAUCGAUGUGGAGUUGAAGUUGAGUAUUGCUGGAGCGUGGUCUCUUCUUCCGUCAGAGUCGAGCGACGAGGCACAAGGUGUAAUGGCGAUUUUACUCAGCUUCGUUUUCCGGAUGACCACUUGUUUGCACGACUUGCACCUUAUUUGGAGGCUGCUGGCGUCUGAUGCUCAGGAGAAGAAGGAGGGGGAAGAGCAGGAACGACGAGUUGCGGAUGUCACUACGCUCGCGCAGAUCAUGAACUGGGGCCAGAAGUGCAAGAAGGAUGGCCUCGUUGAGUGGGAGCAGGGGAACUACGCAGAAGCCCGGGCCAGCUGGAGGCAAGCUCAUGAGACUCUCCGCCCUUUCAAGGCAGGAGAUAAGGAGACCAACGAGCUGCUUUUUGAACUUCACGCAGCAGUCCUGAAGAACCUGGCACAGGCGAGCAUGAAGCUUGGGUACUGGAACGAAGCGACGAAGGUGUCGACACUUGCGACCCAGUUGUGCCCAGAAGAUCACAAGGCAUGGUUUCGACGAGCUUGUGCCCUAGAAGGUUUGGGAAGCCUGGACGAGGCCGAGAGAUGCUUGCAGAAGAUCGACGAAUGUUCAGUUGGACGACCGGAUCGCUUGCGAAUUGCAAAGGACACACAGGCCAAGCGUGAGAAGCUGCAGGCCCUUCGCGAGCGGGAGCAGGCAUCACUCAAGCGAACAAUGGAGAAGGCACUCGGCAGGAGCGUGUUCAGUGAAGAACGCCAGGUCGAUAACGAGGAAGAAGCUGCAAAGGAUUUGCUUGAGCCAGACGAGCCGGCGGAUCAGCACAUCGAUUUUGACUUGUUGCGCACCCCUGUGCUGAGGAUUCCAACCGUAAACACCUUCGCAGUCCGAGAAGCCGCACUUGAGAGCGGCAUGUGGGGCAGCUUGAUUGAUGGGCGAGACAAAGACGAGGACAACAGCAGCAGGCUCUACCACGAAAAGGAUUUGCUGCACGCUUUGCGCGAUGCAUACAGAGACUCUACGUUUCAGAAGCAGGUCAUGAAGCUUGCACGCGAUGUUCGAGGUGAAAAGCGCCCCUUCCUCGCGAAUCUCGCCAAAGUUGCGCUGCCUUUGCAGAAGCCCGUCUUGGAGAAGUUCGGCUUUGAACCCAGCGAGAAGGGACUUAAAGAGAUGAUGCGAGCAGUUCAGGAUUACACACGAGGCCCGAAGGCAAACGCGGGAGUGAAGAGGGCCGCUGACGAGACAACGGUGGCACUCUAUGGAGUCAUGUACGACACGCUCACCCGCCCAGAUGAUGCUGCCAUAAGACCACAACUGGAG